AGAACUUCAUCGCCUUCAUGGCGGUGGGUCACACCAACCUCUCCUCUUUGCUUUUUCUAAACGACACCCCUAGGAUUAGAGGGUGGAUCAGCAGACUCAGGGCAUGCAAAAUGAAGGAGACCACGAUAAAACACUACGCCCUGAGCGUGGCCCAGUUCAUCAGCUACGUGAAGGCCCCGUCGACCUGCCGACUUUCGAGGCAAAUGAUCGUCACCAUGCAUAAAACCAAUCAGGCGUUCGGCCCUGCUCAGGUGUCCCUGGAGCCCGAGGAGUACGAGUGGUGCCAGCGUUUCCUCAAGAUUAGGAACGAGCUGGUCGGUGGGCCGGACGCCAGGUUCUUUUUCUUUACCUCCACGCCCAAUCCCUGCAAAAAUUUGAACAGCUACUUCCAGGCGGCGUGGGCGGAGAUGAACUUGCCAGGGUGCCCGACCUUCACCGACAUCCGGAGCUCCAUCGCCACUCAUGCGAGGAACGCGCACACUGCCGACGACAGGCUCAAGAUAUCUCGGUUCAUGUGCCACGACACCAAAAUCGCAGACAGGUUUUACACAAUAAAUCUGAACCCCAGGCAGGCCUUGGAGCACCGGCGUCUGUUCGAGGCGGCGCUGGAGGGGCCCGAGCUGUCCCUGGUCAAGCAGGAGCCCAAGCGCAAGCACGCCGGGAGGAAGGCAGCCAAGCCCAGAAAGCGUGCUCGAGAAGAGGAAUCGCCAGCUGACUCACCCCGCUCCCAGUCCUCUGAAAGCAGCGCCAGUUCAGAGGGAGAAGACGUCGAGGCGGAGUCCCAUACGGACUCUGACAUGGAGGAGCAAGCCGAACCCGGCACCAGCGCCACCCAGAUACAGGCCAGCCCCCGAAGGAUGCGGCAGAGGGCUAUGGUGAUUCUGUCACCGCUGAAAAAGAAGUCCUCCCCUUUCAAAGCUAAAGUAUCAAAGUCCUUCACACCAGAGGGGCUGGCGAAAGCCAGUGAGGCCAGAGAGCGCGUGAAGGCGGUUCUUAAACUCCGCAGCGGUUUCUGCAGGAAGUGACCUUGCUGUGUGACUUGGCCACUGGCUUUCUGAUGGAAGCGAGGAGGUCGAGGUAGGCUUGGCACUUCCUGUAGAAGUCCGGAUCUGCUGCAGCCAAGUUCAGGUGGGUCUUCAAAUACUGAACAAACCGGAUCAUGUUCUUUAUGUAGUUC
Messenger RNA from Xyrauchen texanus (razorback sucker), 1177 nucleotides. RefSeq lists its product as uncharacterized. The transcript is spliced from 6 exons. Lineage: Eukaryota; Metazoa; Chordata; Actinopteri; Cypriniformes; Catostomidae. The record is from RefSeq and is a predicted model, not a curated record. Bases 18 to 1025 code for a protein of 335 amino acids.